AUGCGCCAAAGGGAACUUCUCGUUUCGCUCCUAACUACCAUUUGCGCCGUAAGAGCGAUUCCUUUGCAGCCUCGAGAUGGAUACAAUCCUCUAGGUCCUCUGAAAAGCGUCGCCAGCGAGCUGCUCGGCUUCACGACGGCUAUAUCUGGACUGGAGUCGUCGGCACAGCAAACACAAACAACACUCUCAGCUUCCUCCACAGAUUCAACAGGUUCAGUGGCCGCCACUGGCCAAGCAAGCACCGCACAAACCAAUCUUGUACCAUCAGAUGCAGCUUCGAGCACCACCAACAGCAGGACAGGAACUGUAACAGUCACCGCCACUGAUACACAGUCAUCCACCGGAAGUGUCUCACCCACCAAUGCAGCUUCCAACUCCGUCCUCCUCAAUACAGCAACGACGACGUCCGCAGGCGUCCUUUCGACUUCGCCGGGCUCGCCGGGCUCGACGGGGGCGCCAAUUGGCGUGGUUCCCACUACCACUGAGAGCAGUGGAUCAUCGCAUACAAGUACCGGCUCCGGCCCGGGGUCAAGCUCCGGCUCAGGGCCAGGAUCAGGGGGCAAUACAGGGACAGGUUCAACAUCAGCCGAUUCAGCGGGUGGCGCAGGUCUAUCACCAGGAGAGAUUGCCGCGGCAGUCAUUCUCCCUGUCCUGGCUUUGGCCGCCUUACUAUUUCUUCUCUUCCGGUUCUGCAACCCUCUUCGUGAAAGAUACUCGGUUUGGCGUCAAGAAAGACUAGAACGAUCUGCUUACCGGCGUGCUCUCGAUGACCCCAUUCUUUCCUUCGGCAUGCAUCAGCAAAAUGGUCGAGGUUUGGAUGGUUUGGGUAUGGGUGACGUGGAGCAGUUGGUGCGUCCCUUGUCCUUUGGAUUCCGGCAUCCUCAGAGACAAUACCCUAGCAUCAAGAGGAAGCCGUUGAAUUGGGAUGCUGCACGGAUAGGUGGUCAAGGAGCCUCAUCAAUUGGAAUGGCGAUACCAGGGCCGAUCGGACAGCGCCCUAGGAGCCUCAGUGAGAUGUCGGGGGUGAGCGAUGUAAGCAGUGACGCUGAGGGGAGAUAUCAGGAUGCCCGGUCGAACCAGACGUCGCGGGAAGGUAUCAUUUCAUGA
Messenger RNA from Fonsecaea multimorphosa CBS 102226, 1107 nucleotides. RefSeq lists its product as uncharacterized. Bases 1 to 1107 code for a protein of 368 amino acids. The record is from RefSeq and is a predicted model, not a curated record. NCBI's taxonomy places the organism in Eukaryota, Fungi, Ascomycota, Eurotiomycetes, Chaetothyriales, Herpotrichiellaceae. The transcript has a single exon.